Molecule: messenger RNA, 1110 nt
Organism: Lodderomyces margitis
Lineage: Eukaryota; Fungi; Ascomycota; Pichiomycetes; Serinales; Debaryomycetaceae
Exons: 1
Coding region: 1-1110 (369 amino acids)
Biological process (GO): proteolysis
Molecular function (GO): aspartic-type endopeptidase activity
Source: RefSeq, a predicted model, not a curated record
AUGUUACCUUUACUCAAGACUACAGUGUUGGUUACAUUACUUGCUGCUGUUACCAAUGGUACUCCCAUUGAAAAGAAACACGACAAAUUUAUUGUUCAUGAGCUUGAAAGUGCUGAAUUUAAUUUACAUGAUAAGAGAACCACUUCCGAACUGCAAUGGUUCUCUGACACUGGGGCAAGAUGGUUUACAAAGUUAAAAUUAGGUUCCUCGCAAGAACCUGUUAGAGUUACAGUUGAUACAGGCAGUUAUCGUUUGAACGUUCCUGUUCCUGGUGCAACUUGUUUAAAAAAGACAUGCGCACCAGAUGCAGUUUUCCAUCCAGAAAAUUCCUCCACGUUCAAAAACUUGACUAAAGGGUCUGAUCUGACUUAUAGUGGUGCAACUACAAAGAGUUUCAAGGCCAAUGACGAUCUCUACUUUGAUAAUGGUAAAAAAAUUCCUGGCUUUGAAUUUGAUGUCAGUUAUGAAAGUUCGGGUGAUAUUGGAGUCUUUGGUGUUGGUGAUGGUGGAGAUGCUAACUCAAACUAUGUUUUUGCAGCCAAGCAUGCUGGGUUGACAAACCGUGCCGGCUACUCAAUUUAUUUGGGAUCAGAAAAAGAUCAAGGUACAUUACUUUUGGGUGGUAUCGAUAGGGCCAAGUAUGAGGGUGAAUUGGUUCUUUUCGAUGCAGAGCAAAACAUUAAUGCGACAUCAGUAAUUACUGCAAGUGGUAAAGUUUUCCCAUUUACGAAAAAAGUUGGAUUUGAUACUGGUAAUGCUUGGGUUGCAUUGGAGAGCCUGAUUGUUGAUGGAAUAUACAAAGAAUUGGGUAUUGAUUCCCAAGGCUGGUUUGAUUGUGAUCGAGUUUUGAAUACAACUGAGAGCUUCACAUUUGAUCUUGGACCAAUCAACAUCACCGUCCCAUACUCAAGUUUCUUUUACAAACCAUAUCCAAAUUACUCUGUGUGCGCUGGGCAUAUCUAUAAAGCGCCAGAUAAUGCAGGUGCUCAAGGACUUGGACUUCCAAUCCUUAGAGAAGUUUAUUUUGUCAAGGAUUUGGAAACCAAGCAUAUUGGUAUUGCGCCAGUCAAACGUACUGACGAUACUAAUAUUGUUGAUUUUUGGUUCUAA